Molecule: messenger RNA, 1243 nt
Organism: Trematosphaeria pertusa
Lineage: Eukaryota; Fungi; Ascomycota; Dothideomycetes; Pleosporales; Trematosphaeriaceae
Exons: 1
Coding region: 203-1150 (315 amino acids)
Source: RefSeq, a predicted model, not a curated record
CUAGAGAAGUCGUCGAGAACAUUCUUCUCCCUGCAGCGCACUACGUUGAGAAUCUCAGCAUGGAGCGCCUUGCACCUCCAGAUCGAUUCGCAAAUACGAAAAGCAAGCCGGAAUCGUCAAGCGCGCCAGCGGUAUCCUAAGGCAACUCGCAGAGCAGACCUCCAGUCGCGCCGCCGUUACCGCCAAAGGUGCCAAGAAGAGUAUGAUCAGACACCUUUUCCAUCCUCGAAAUGCGCAGGCAGCAUUAGAUCGGCUACUCAACGCCGACGUCGAUGCAUCGGUCUUCGUCACCAUGUGCAUGGCGGACGAGCCACCAGCAGUGGAAGAGAAGUCCGUCGCCGAGAUCAUGAAUGAUCCUUUGCGGCUUCUAGUCAGAAAUCCGAACAAGGGAAUAUAUCUCAAACUAGAAGCGGCGCGUUACUACAAAAAGCACAUGCUGGACAUAGUCGCCGGCAGAGAGCAAAAGAGGCUCCAACAGUGUGGCGGCAUCUCCGAUAUUGAAAUCGAGCGUCUUCUUCAGCCCUGGAAAUUGAAUUAUAUGCUGAACCAAGCUAUUUGCUUGGAUCCGGCUUUCAAGCUAAUGCUUUCGCCUUUGCCAGCGACUGUGCUGAGCGAACAGCUAGGCCGGACUAUUCUCGAAGUCGAUCUCGGUGAUGAACCCUUUUCCGAUCACCUUCCAUAUUCUCUGGGACUCCUUCCCGCGAGUCAGUGGAUGAACAACAUGGUCCGCAUAGCUAUUCGCUUAGCUUGCGCUCAGAAGGGCCUUCUGCAACAUACUUAUGGGCUGACCGUAGCCGAUUUGCGUUCGCUCACGGACGAAGUCCUAGGCGCAGCUGUUUUGCGGGCUACAGGACUGGGUUGGGCGAUCUUACAAUGGUUCAAAACCCCUAUCCCGAAGUACAUCCUGGCGACAAUUCUCGGCAAAGAAGUGGAAGAACUGAAAGAGAGAAGUGGGAGCGGCAAACGAGGCAGAGAGGACCUGCAUUCAUCAGAUGGGGAAAGGCGAGACGAGGCGAAGAAAGCGAGGGUGGAAAAUGCGCAUGCCGAUGAAGACAUCCUAGUGGGAGCAAAAGUGAGCAUUCAUCUGCGAAAGAUAUGCCAAGGUGUGUGUAAUCGCUCGGCGUGGGCUUGCAGGGUCUUUAUCUAUUAAAAUUUAGAAUUACUCGGGCGGGCUCCACUUUCACCAGGCACGGUGCUGGUGUCUGAAUUUAGAACUGUUCGAGUUAACAGUAUCAUCUUUUUA